Messenger RNA from Grammomys surdaster, 4114 nucleotides. RefSeq names its product UTP15 small subunit processome component (gene Utp15). The record is from RefSeq and is a predicted model, not a curated record. The coding region runs from base 195 to 1781 and encodes 528 amino acids. Gene Ontology annotation, cellular component: nucleolus. The transcript is spliced from 13 exons. NCBI's taxonomy places the organism in Eukaryota, Metazoa, Chordata, Mammalia, Rodentia, Muridae. Gene Ontology annotation, biological process: positive regulation of transcription by RNA polymerase I; rRNA processing. Gene Ontology annotation, molecular function: protein binding.
UCCGCGUGAUUUUGAGCGAGUGCUGAAGAGCGGUGUGCUGUAGGGAGCUGGCGAAGUCUGGGGAGUCGUCCUGGGGAUCGGGGUGCCUCGGCGGACCCUCGGUGCCCCGCGGAGGCCUAAGGCAGUCACUGAGGUUAUUCUGAAAUUAGUUCCAGACUAUUGACCCUUGGAUAACAGUGCGCUUACAUGAAACCAUGGCUGGUUAUAAACCUGUAGCGAUUCAAACAUAUCCUGUACUUGGUGAGAAAAUCACCCAAGACACUCUGUACUGGAACAACUAUAAGACCCCUGUUCAGAUUAAGGAGUUUGGUGCAGUGUCCAAAGUAGACUUUUCUCCUCAGCCUCCGUAUAACUAUGCGGUCACAGCGUCUUCAAGAAUCCACAUUUAUGGCCGGUACUCUCAAGAACCUGUAAAAACCUUUUCCCGCUUUAAGGAUACAGCAUACUGUGCUACUUUUCGACAGGAUGGCCAGUUGCUUGUCGCUGGCAGUGAAGAUGGUGUAGUUCAACUUUUUGAUAUAAGUGGGAGGGCUCCCCUCAGGCAGUUUGAAGGUCACACAAAAGCAGUUCAUACAGUAGAUUUUACAGCUGACAAAUAUCAUGUGGUCUCUGGAGCUGAUGACUAUACUGUUAAAUUAUGGGAUAUUCCAAACUCCAAAGAAAUUCUGACAUUCAAAGACCAUUCUGAUUACGUGAGGUGUGGCUGUGCCAGCAAACUGAACCCAGACCUUUUUGUAACAGGGUCAUAUGAUCAUACUGUGAAGAUGUUCGAUGCCCGGACAAAUAAAAAUGUUCUCUGUGUGGAGCAUGGGCAGCCCGUGGAGAGUGUCCUCCUUUUCCCCUCUGGAGGUCUUCUGGUGUCUGCAGGAGGCCGUUAUGUUAAAGUCUGGGACAUGUUAAAAGGAGGACAGCUGCUUGUGUCUUUGAAAAAUCAUCACAAGACUGUGACAUGUUUGUGUCUGAGCAGCUCUGGACAGAGGCUGCUCUCCGGCUCACUGGAUAGGAAAGUUAAAGUCUACAGCACCACAUCCUACAAAGUCGUCCACAGCUUUGACUAUGCGGCUUCAAUCUUGAGUCUGGCACUUUCUCAUCAAGAUGAGACGAUAGUUGUAGGAAUGACCAAUGGAAUACUGAGCGUUAAACACCGGAAGUCUGAAGCAAAAAAGGAGUCUCUUCCGAGGAGAAGGAGGCCUGCAUAUCGAACCUUUAUUAAAGGAAAAAUUUACAUGAAGCAACGGGAUGACAUCAUGGUCAGUAGGCCAGCAAAGAAGCACCUAGAAUGGUAUGACAGGGAUCUGAAAAGUUUUCGGAUCUCAAAGGCCCUCGACAGAGUCCUUGAGCCUAACUGUGUGAUAAAGACCCCUGAGGUUACAGUUUCCAUCAUAAAAGAACUGAAUCGGAGAGGCGUCCUUGCCAACGCUCUCGCAGGUCGGGACGAGAAGGAGAUUACCCGGGUCCUUAACUUUUUGAUAAGGAAUCUGUCUCAGCCGAGAUUUGCCCCUGUGUUGAUUAAUGCUGCUGAAAUCGUGAUCGAUAUAUAUUUACCUGUGAUUGGCCAGUCAUCAGUAGUUGAUAAAAAGUUUAUAGUACUUCAAGGACUUGUAGAAAAAGAAAUUGAUUACCAAAGAGAACUCCUAGAGACCUUGGGGAUGAUGGACAUGCUGUUUGCUACCAUGACACGGAAUAACAGCGCUCCUGUGUCGGAGCAUGUGCCUGCUGAACUCCCAGAGGAGAAGACGGAGUCACCAACACAGCCCAGUGACACUGACAAGAACUCCUAACCGGGCAUUGUUUGACUCUGUUAAUUACAUAGAAGAAAGCAGCUUUAAUACACUCAAAAGGAUAAUUGACAGAAGUUUUAUGGAAGAGACUGGAUUAAUUAAAAUUGGGACAUAAGUACCUGUUUCAAGAUGUGGUUUUCCAUGUAUUUGAUUUAUUUUGUGUCGUCUUCAGCUAGAAGAUCUUAGUUGUGUUGGUCACAGUGUCUGUCGACCUCAGAUGAGUUGAUACUGACCUUAAUGGGACCAGAGUCUCAGUUGCCGUGGGGCCUUGUGACCCUCUGGAGAAGGUUUCAAGCAGACGGAGUCCUGCCAAGCGGACAGAACCUUGGUUUUGUUUUCUGCGUCUAGCCUGGAAAAUAUUGUGAACAAACAGCAACAAAACAUCCUUCUCUGUCCUCAGUGCCCUGGGGAGCUUUCCAUCCCUCUUGCUGGUCUUCGAAGUCUUGAGUCUGCUUUCAUCAGCUGCUCAUGGGACUGUCUUCCAUGUGUGGCGGAUCACUGAGGAUUGCCCCUGGAAGUGCGUUUAGGGCCUGCUGAGUCUGUUUUGUCGUCUACAAUUGUGCCUGACACCAGUGGUUUCUUUAGCCUUCCUGUCCAGAGAGAUCUGACUGAACCGACUCCCCUCCUCAGCCUGCUGCCUUCCUUCCGUCCUCCCCGUGCUUCAGCUGUCUGUCCUGUCCUUUACAGUGCAGGCCUUUCAGCCUGCAUGUGUUCUAUCUUGUAUGUGUAACCCUCUAACAAUUCUCUUAGCUGUACUUAACACUUCAUUUUCUCUCUUAUUCAUUUUGUGGGUCAGACUCAAACAGCAGCAGUUUGCUUUGAAAAUGUAUGUUUCUAAAAGUUCAUUGUAAAUUAUAUUUUUUUAUAAAGAGUUUCUUUUCUUCAUGGCUUUCUGAGGUGUAUCAAUUCCUGUUGGACAGUCAAUGGCUUUGACCAGCAUGCUGACUACGUAGCUGUUACUUCCUACCUUCCUUCAGUGACCCCACUUACGUUAAUAACGUCUCUGGUGAAGGCAUCUUGAGCUGAAGAAAUCCUUGGGGAAAGAUUUGUAAUGAUUCUGCCUUAUAAUCUCAGUUUUGUAAAUUUAAGGUUUUUCUUCUUUUUUUGCCCAAGACAGGGUUUCUCUGUGUAGCUUUGGCUGUCUUGGAAGUCACUGUGACUAGACUGGCUUUGAACUCAGAGAUCUGCCUGCCUUUGGCUCCCAAGCACAGGAAUUAGAGGUGUGUAAGUUUAGGUUUUCUUAAAGCAUAAGGGGUACAUUUAGAGUGUUCUGGUGUGGACACAUGUUCAGCAGUAGGGUACAGUGUCCUUCAGUGAGCUGAGGCAGUUCUUCAGUGUUGAGUUGAGAAGUUACAACAUUAGUCAAAAUGAGAGGCUGUGCUUUUAGUUGAGAAAGUUGAUGAUUUACUUAAGUAAAACCAUUUAAAUAACUUGUUAGGUAUGCAGAGAGCUCCCACUAGCAGUUGUGCGUCUGCUGGAAGCUGUAGCUGAUGUCUCCUGGGCACCUCUGCAGGGUUUCUUGGCCCCCAGAUCAUUUAAUUCUUGUCACAGUUAUCUGAGGGUUGAAUCAUUCUCUUAGAACAUUGAAUUAAAGUCACUGGACUCCCCAAGCUGGUGUCCUUAUCACUCUGGCACUGGGCUGGCCUGUGAGAGCCCUACUACUCAUUCCUUUGACAAACUCAGAGUGCUGCAGCUCCUGUAUAGCAGUUACAAACCCUUAAAAGGAUCAGGGAGCAUAUCCCACAGUCCUCAGUACAAUUAUGUUCACAAGUUGGGUUAAAGACCGGGCCUCUUCAGGUAAUCCUGGCUGUCCUGGAACUCACUGUGUAGACCAGGCUGGCCAACCUCGAACUCAGAGAUCCACAUGCCUCUCAGUCUUCCAAGUGCUGGGAGUUAAAGGUGUGCACCACCACAGCUCAGGAGUUGUUUUUAUAUUCAUUGAAACUAUUACUUGCUAUGUGAAGUGUUUUAACAUAAUGACGUGUUUCAAUAUGUAAUGUUGGCCUUAAGAGUCAAAUGCCUGAUCAAGUUUUUACUUGUGAUUUUUAGUUGGGAAGUAUUUUAUAUUUUACUAUUGAUGCAAAAAUAAUUGUUGCUGAGAACUUAGUCAUUUAUGCUUAAUUUAUUAUGUUAAUUCAGAUUUCAACAUAUGGAAAGGAUUGCUUGUUUCCAGUCAAAUUUAUUAAAUGUCUGUGCUUUUAAAUUGCUGAAACAACUGAUGUCAAAUGGAACCAUUAGAAACUUUGUUUAUUGAACUUAGGUGAAUUCUGCCAAAUGUUAAUUAAAGACUCCCUUGAUCAUGAUUAUUAAAAUGAAGUAGUUUCUCAGUGGGA